Messenger RNA from Phalaenopsis equestris, 585 nucleotides. RefSeq lists its product as uncharacterized. The record is from RefSeq and is a predicted model, not a curated record. The transcript is spliced from 4 exons. The coding region runs from base 319 to 531 and encodes 70 amino acids. NCBI's taxonomy places the organism in Eukaryota, Viridiplantae, Streptophyta, Magnoliopsida, Asparagales, Orchidaceae.
AUUUCCCUAAAUUAGAUCCACAAAACUAACUUCCCUCCCUACCCGAAACCCUCGCCGACCUCUCUCCCUCCCCUCUCUGCCGGUUCCGCCCAUAAGCAUCGCCUUCCUGACCGAACGCUCGCGAUACUGUAGCGGUUAGAGCUAGCUGGGAAGGCAACCACAGGAUUGCGGCGCACGAAGGCCUCCGCAACUCCCAUCGUUCUCUUUCUUCCGUUCCGCUCCUACCAGAAACCAUUGAGGAAGGCAAUUCCGUGAGGACGAUCUUUAUUUUCCCCAAAAUAUAAAUAAAGGGUCACUAAUCAAGGCUUAGUUGUAUUAAUGUCACGCUUCAGGAAUGUGGCUCUUGCAACAGGGUUAUUAGCCUUCGCAGCUGGUGGUCUAGCAUUUCCAUUCUGGAUUGCGACAUCAAAGGCUAAGCCAGUAAUCGAUUCAUCAAAGCCUCUGCCACCUCAGGCCACUUUCAGAGGGCCUUAUAUAAACUCUGGUUCUUGUGAUAUUGGUCCAGACCCCACAACUUAUCCAAAAACUUGAUUGUUUGGGGGGCAUUUACAUGCAUGCCACAGAACUCUUAUAUAUUUGCAUAUC